UCAGUUAAAUUGCGAGAUCCGACAUAGCGUGCUUUGCAUUGCAUCAUUCAAAUGUUUUGUGCGUGCAGACAUGACAUAAAACUAGGCAAAGAGCAGCUUCCACUUCCCAAUUAUUUAGUCAUUACGCUAUGCAACACUAGGUGCCGCUAGCACUCACCAUAAGGCCGCUGUACAGUUUUCAGAUUCGUUAGCCAGACGUCUACAAGAGGCCGCCACUUAUGCCUUUGUCAUUCAGCACGUGAUUGCUGACAGUUGAGUAUUGUCAAAAGUGUCAAGUAAUAAAUUUGAGAAUGCGGAGAAGCGCGAGUCGCCCUUUGGCUGCCGAUGCUGGUGUGAGUCGCGAGUGUCGUGUGCGUACAAUGAAAACGGCCUAAAUCGUGUGACCGUGUGGGUCCCCGUAGUAGUGUGGACAGCAGGACAUUUUUCGUACCCCCAUCAUGACCAUUGGUGUGUGACAGCUGAGGUCCUAGGUGUAUGAUGCACUCUUUAUUAAUCACUGGACGUUUGAUAUCCCGUGCUAUCUGGAACGGUCUCGCGAAUGCUUCCCAGACCGCCGACCCCAGUCUCCAGAGGAGGUCCGAGCCCUGUCUGGUGUCAGCUGUAUGCGGCUUCUCCAAAGAUAGGAAAAUCCAAAGACUGAUCAAAGGGCAAUUCGGUGACGAUGCCUGGUUCACUGCCAAAUAUAAGACCGCCGACGUUUUGGGUGUUGCGGAUGGUGUGGGAGGGUGGAGGGCAUAUGGCAUCGACCCUGGUGAAUUCUCCCUACACCUGAUGCGAACCUGUGAACGGUUGGUAAAGCUAGGCAGGUUCACCCCCACCAAUCCCUCAGAACUACUAGCCAAUAGCUAUUAUGAAUUGAUGAGUCACAAGAAAGCCAUUCUAGGCAGCAGUACGGCGUGCGUGGUGAUCCUAAACAAAGAAAACAGCACCCUGUACACCGCUAACAUCGGCGACAGCGGGUACAUGGUGGUACGACGUGGCCGGAUAGUACGCAAAUCGGAGGAGCAACAGCACUACUUCAACACGCCCUUCCAGCUCUCGCUGCCGCCUCCCGGGGCGCGCAGGGACGUACUCAGCGACAGGCCGGACGCGGCCGCGCAGGAUAACAUCCCCGUUGAAGACGGGGAUGUCAUCCUGGUAGCGACUGAUGGGGUGUUCGAUAACCUGCCGCAUAAUGUUAUACUCAACGAGCUGCUCAAGGUGCAAGGCGAGAGGUGCGCGAGUAGACUGCAAAUGGUAGCGAAUUCGAUAGCGUGGAUGGCAAGGAAUCUCUCUUUCGACGAGACCUUCAUAUCACCGUUCGCCGAGAGCGCGUUCGCCAAUGGUAUUAAUACAAUAGGUGGAAAACCGGACGACAUAACAGUCAUCCUGGCGACGGUAGCUAUAUGAGGAAGUCAUUGGGAUAAAAGUAUGGUGUACCAAGGAAAUGAGGUCUCGUUCGACAAAACACAAGUGACGUCGAUUUUGGUAGUUAGUGAAAAUAACAUCAAAAUAUGAAAUAAAAAAAAUACAUUACGAUGCUCGUCAAACCGAAACGUCAUUUUAUGGCGUGCACGCCAGUUGUGAUUUUCUCCAUUUAGCGUUGGUAUUUAUUUAUUAGACUGUUUCAGCAAGCGAACACUGGUGCUCUAGUUACAUUUUGCGAUGGUCGAUCGAAGAAUAUAUUGUCGAACACUCGGAAAGAGCGAGGUAAUUGCAAAGAAAAAUCGAUUCAGAAAUACUGAUUACCGUCAUUACAUAUCGAGGGCUAAGUCCAAUUUUACUAAAAAAAAGCGCUUAGGUCACAAAUUCAAUGAAUCAGAAGGCGUCUUUGAAGUGAUGGAUCUAAUGAAUAUGCUCGAUUUCCGUUUGUGUAAGGUGUGCCCCUAAUUCCCAGAUUAAAUCAAGAAAUACGUCAUAAGCCAUUUGGUUGAGCUAAAAAAGCCUAUUUUUGCGUCCGGAUGCCAACUUAGCAGCCAUGGCCAUAGAAUGCAUCAUUGAUAAAGAAAGACGCAUGGACAUCUGAUACAAUAUUUGACAGCAAUUAUAUCAUACUGUGUCUCACUGCUGCUGUGAAAAAUCUGCUUGGUAAGUUCUUUGAGAUAACACUACAGAAUGCUUAUUCUUCAACAUCGAGUAAAUAUUCAAUUUCUCUCACCACCGUGUGAAAAACCCUGUUCCUUGAGCCAGCCCUGUUAACAGGGAGCUCUCGUGCCAUCUACCGGGCAGUAGGACGACCUCGGCGCGGUUGCGGAGUCGGCCUACGGUCCAGUAGAGUCAGAGAUAAACCCUUCUAGAGAUGGGAAAACUCCAAUACUAAAAUAAGUUACCGUAUUUCUGCGACCUCUGGUGGAUUGGCCGCACACCAGUGCUGAAUAAUGGGCCUUUCCAUCUUAAUAGGACAAACCUAAUGGGGCUUUUUACAUUCUGUUAAUAAAUCGUCUUACGUAACAAAAACACUCCAAAUGGGUUAAUUUCCACUUUCUUAGUCAUUAAUACAUGACGCGCAUUUCGACACACAGUGUCUUUCUCCAAUGCUGGGAUGAGUCGCGCGUCACGUAUUAAUGACUAAUAUAGCAGAAAUUAAACCAUUCGGAGUGUUUUUAUUACAUAAAAUGGCUUGUGGAAAAUCUUUCUAGGGGAUGCGAAGGGAGGAAUUAAAAUUCAAGAAAUAAUUAUAGUCAUUUUAUGGUCAAUCAUUCAUAUACAAAUUAUAUCACUUUUUCUCACAAAGCUAAAUAUAAUAAUAAUAAUGUCUUUAGAAAUCCAUCCACACUACGAGGCGAAGUUUAUUCAGCUGGCUACUCUACCACUUAACCUCACAGCGCAGAAACACAUAUAAAAAAAAGAUAUAACAAUGAAUAGCAAUCGACUAACUACUAUAUACAAUAAUUAAGGCUUAAAUAGAGUAAUCUAAAGAUGUUAUCAAUACUACAUGGCCCGCUCUAACAAAAAAAAAAGAAAUAUAUAUCAGCUAGCUUGGCUAGCAGACCCCAGACGAUGGUUCUUAAUGGCUCUCUUGAAUGCAAGUAUUCCCACAUAUUGUGCAGAUAACUUUUAGCCCAGCUUGCUGACACCUUGUUAUUAUUUUCGUCAAUAACCUUACUAAUAUUACACUUUUUGUAGAGGAUCUACAAAAUGUGUAUGCUAGAGGUUGCUUCCAAUUUUUAACAAGCCCUCUAACCAUAAAAACUAAUGCAUGAUCUGCAAUAACUGCAUUUCUUUGUUCAUCAUCAUUUGUUUCAAAGCCCUCAAAUUCUUUGCUUGCAACAUUUAAAUGUAUAUGGGGGUCCAGACUCAUUUCAUCAAACAUUACAGCACAAUACUUGCUGCUUUCAUCUAAGCCAGAAACAACUUCUGCAAGAUUAUUAAAAAUCACAUCAUUUACACCUGGAUUGAUGGGAAUCCGGUUUAAUAGCUGCAUUAUUGUUUUUUUUUGAGGGCAUAGCAAAUAUUUUUGAUAAUGCUCGAUAUCCCCUACCACUUUGUUUAUGAAGUAUAAGUCCCAUCAAUUUCUUCUAGGCUAUAUCUCCGUCCCUGUGAUUUACUACCAGCCAGUGUGAUCUGGCUUUUGAUAAAAGUAGCUACAGUACUGUCCAAAUGCUGCAAUGCCUCAUUUAAUACUUCUCUUGUACUUCUGGUACUUCUAAUCAACCUCCUUGUACAUCUUAGUCUUCUAUUAGCUCUACAGAGGUGACUGGCUAUCUUAUAUAGCUUCUUAGCUUUUGGACUUAAGUGGGUUUCUCUGGUUACAUGUAACUUAUGCAAUAAUCCAGAUUCUAUUCUUGAGGAACCUUGAAAUAAAGAAUGAAAUUGAUAUUAUAUUACAUAUAUGUUCAGAAUCCAUUACAACUGUAUUUUUACAAGACAAUAAAUUCAAUAAAAUGUUCCAUUUCUAAUUAUAAAUGCAAGUGAUUGAUAGUCAAAGUUGACCAAACUUCGUUUAAAGUUUAUAUUAUGCUGAUGUGAUUUGAAAUUAAAAUUAUUAUUAUUAGUAGGUAUUGUUAUGUAUAGAAAACAAUUUUGUUUUCAAACUUUCACAAUUUUGAAGAACUUCUAGUAAGAUUUGCUUUUUUUGGAAAACAAUGUUUCCCUUGGUAUAAUAGGCUAAGAGAUUCAUGCAAAAUUACUUUACUCACUUGCUUCUGAAUAAUGCUCCUCAAUGGGUUCCAGUGUAGUUACAUCAAGAUUUCCUGGUUGUGAAGUUGUAACUGAGCAAACUUCUCCCAACUGUUGAUAUGAUGCUGAAGUUGAUGGUUUUCCUGUAACCACACAAUUUACACUAUCAAAAAAAAAAAAAUUACAUGAUCAAUUUUAUAAUGUUUCAUACAGUUACUGUGCUAUCAUCAAUAAACUGUUUUGGAGCGCAUUCUGGGAAUGAUUGAAACAACUACCAAUGAGAUGUUUGCAGUUAAGAUAAUGUGAUCUCUAAUUUUCCUGUAUAAAUAUUCACCUUAUAACAUUCCCAGUGUUAACUGGAGCUCAGUCUAACUUAUUCCGAAUCACUUGUACUAAACACUGUUGAAAGUCACAACUUAUAACAGUUUCCAAAAAGCUGAAUAUAUGUAAUUGAAGUUGAGAUAUGUAAAAUUGGGUGAUACUAAAAAUUAAACAAACCAACAUACCAAGCAUUUCAUCAGUUGCGUUGGAUAUUUGUUGAUCAGGAAGAUUUAGUGAUGGCACAGCAUCCUUCCUAAAUCUGUUGUUACCAUAAUUGUCUUCCAGUGUGAAGUGUGCAUGACACACUCUAUAUCUAUUAUAAACAGUUAUGGGGUCUAUAUCUCUCACUGCUUCAUUACCAAUACAAUCCACCCAUUGCACAAAAACAUACAUAAAUUUCGUCGGGUUUGGAAAUCUAUGUCGUACUGAAACACUGUCCUGACAGCCUCUAACUGCGCAUUUGCGGUACCGAGACAUGGUUUCUGAAAAACAACAUUCAGUUACAAAAAUAUGUUCAAGUUAAAUGACUCAAGGAAACAGAAAUGUUGCUAGACAUGACAACAUAAACAAAAUCAAAUUUAACUUUUGCAGUUGUAAUAAUGUAGUAAUACUGUAAUGAUACAAUAUUAAAAUUGAAGAUUUUAGCAAACAUAUUUAGAUAAGCAGGGCCGUUGAGAAAUAAGCUCGGGCUCCUAUGCCCAAAAAUUCCUCGAGCCCCCAUGCCGAAAUAUUCUCGGGCCCCUAUCUUGACAUAAGCGAACCUAAGGACGUCAAUCCAUCAGUUCAGUAAGCGAGCCUCGUGCUCCCCUCAGCGCCGAGCUACGAGCUCCUCUCUUGUCGACGGCCCUGAAGUUUUGUACCCAUCAACUUUGCCUAUAUAACUAGAUUAUAUCACUAUACUUACAUGCUGCAAUAAACAAGCGCUGUAAUCACUCAAAUUUAACCACACAUAAACAAAAAAUAAAAGUAUUUAACGGUCCAAAUACAAAGAAGGAAGCAGUGACAGCUGUCAAAUAUCAGCUUCCAAUUCCGACAAACGACAACAGCGAUACCAGCGGCAUCCAACGGAUUGAUCACCAACUAAAAACACUGUUCCAAUUCAUCCCAUAAGAGUGAAUACCCCCUGAGUAGAGUGCGCGAUGUUAACAUGAGCAUUAGUCAAAUUCAUUAGAUCCAUUAUUUCAAAAAUGCCGUCUCAUUGAAAUCAUCACCGAUGGAUUUACCGUACCCAAUUUGGUGGUCACGAAAAAAAAUGUAUGUCAAGUUUUAUCCCAGAAUCAAGAUUAGGGUUGAGAAACAAUUUUUGGACAUGAAAGCACAUCAAGUAUGGUAAAUAAAAGGGUAAUGAUUCCACAGAAAUUUUAGUUAAUGUUUAUUGACACUAAGCCGUCGAUAUUAGACCCAGAUUUCGUCACACUAUUUGUCUCCAUAAAGCAAGUGUCAAAUCAAGUUUGUAUCAGUUCCAUAAUGAAAAAUUGCAUUAAAUUAUGGUCUUACAUCUGUUGAGUAGAUUACAUGUCACUUGUGGAAUCCUUGCUUUGCAAUAUAACGAAAAUUUAAUAUACCGUUGAAAUAAACCAAAGUGUCCAUUGAAACGUACACAACAAAAUAUCAACCAUUUUGUUUUUCUUCGUAUUUGUCGAACGUCCCUCGUGAUUUUCGUAAGCUUUAACGUAGUACUUGUAGGUUAAAAAAUGUCAACUCGCCUGCUGAAACAUUGUCCAUCUAUUUACUGUAUAGUAGUGAAAUGUGAAUAUACAAACGAAACGAUACGUUUUUCGAAGUAGCCGAGAUCGAGAAAGAGCUUGACUGUUACGCCAGAGUUACAUUCGCGUACCAGGUGAUUUAUAUUUCCAAGGAAAUGUACGCAUUCAGGGAUUGAUAGCACUGUAGCUACAGUGCUGAUCCUCCCUGAAUGUGCGUCACUUAUAUUCUUUCGUUCUUAUGGAAAAUGCCUGAUACGAAAUAAUGAAAAAUGAAUUGUAAAAUAUAAAUCUUGCAGGGACGUAACUACCUUUUGAAAUUGUUUUACACUUGGUUUAGUUAUUAUGAAAUAAUCAAUAUCUGAGCAAUACGCUCUAGCUGAGAGUUUACGUGUUGCAACCCAUAAAAGUGUUUUCUGUUGAAAUAAUGACUGGCCAAUUAAAUCAAAAAUUACUUGGUGCACGAACUCGUAACUCAGUUCAAUGUUUCUCGAGGCAAUUCUUAGCUCUUAUCGAUCUUGACACGUUUACACAGAAACAGCAAGAUAUCUUGAUAUUCCGAAGGCUUCAACCGUUGCUAGUCGCUCCAAAAAUAGGUAGAAGUAUGUGUACUGGUUAUUUUGUAGAUGGCCCAAUCAUUUUUUUGUUUUGCGUGCGAAAAGGAACGUCAGAAAUGUGUUACCUUGAAAUGGAAAAAAACUAUUUUUUGAAGUUGUUUGACUUUUUGUAUACUUUGACAGACAAUGGCUACUGUAGGUACUAGAUUUUAGUGAUAGGCAUUGAGAAAAGAGCUUUGUGAUUAUGCCGAUUACUAAUAAAAUCUAGUAAGAUCUAUUCAAAGCAUCAUAUUACACUUUGUCACUGCAUCAACAGAGAUUUGAUACUGUAGCCAGUGACUUUUACAGUUGAUUAAUGUAUUCUACCUGAAGUUAGCUGAUCGUAUACUGUAUUCCAGCGUCAUCCAUGGGACAGUAGCAAAACACAACAAUAAAUUUAGAAAUCCACGAAAUUUCCCACGCCUUUUUUUAUAAACAAGACGAAAUGGCAGUGUGAUUCCUCUUUCUUUUUUUUUUGAAAUUAAUCAAUGGACGAAUAAAUAAAACACUAUAAAUCAAAUCUAAGGCUCAGCCAAUGCAAAACAGUAGUCAGUGGCGUGCAAACUAGGCCCUAGCUGAAUAAAGCGGAGAGUAGGGGGCUUAAGACCGCCAGUGACUUGAGACGGAUUAAACCACAAAUACCCGAGGAACUUGUUUUGCUUGACCACAACCAAAAGAAAAUAAUCUAACAGCAAUGACGUAACCAGAGCCAAAUAAAACAAGUUAUUAAAAAAAAUCACAAUAUAUUACCUCAGCAAACAGCACAAAUGCUCCACCACUGGAGUGCAAAACCCUGAUGUGAACAGGGUCUUUUUUGCUAAGGGGACGGGCUUCUGGCAAUAUCAGCUGCAAAACAGCUACCGGCAAAGCUGGAGGAGUGUGUGGUGAUUCUCCACAAUGCCCCCACGCUCAAGAUUAAAAUCCCUUUAGAAAAUGGAUGGGGUAGCACCCAAACCAAAACAAUUAAACGUAAGGUUCUAUAUGAAGGGGUACUACUCCACAAACUGGUGAUCAGCACCUAAUAUCCCAGAAUCUGGAGGUUAAAGAAAUGGCGCUCACACCACAAUCUCAGGAGAAACGUGAAGUAACGGAGAAAAACCGUUUUGGUUCUACUGCGAUCUCACAGAUGGCACUAGGAUCUUUAUUCCCUUUUUGGCAUCUUUCGUACCUAUUUUAAUUGCGUUAAUCAAUGCUUUUACACCAUUUCGUAGAAAAUUGUCUUUAUCAUUCGAUAACACAUUUUUGGCAUUGCUGAACACAAUGUUUUUUUUGUAUUGGUAUUUUGGGAAGCAAGAGCACUGAGCAUAUUGGCCUUACUAGCAAAUAAUUAGGAAGAUCGUCGGAAUAAAUUCGAGUUGUGAUGUAGCCCUUGUAGUUUUUUUGCUUUGAGGCUUCCCAAGCAGAUUUAUCUGUCGGCGAAUAAUAGUUUUAUUUUUUUCUGUGAAGAGAAGUGCUGCUUCUUACAAGCACUCACUAUGUUUAGUUUUGUACUUUUAGAGGGACAGACAUCUUUGUGACAUGUCUUUUCAGUUAUUCGAGAUUCUCAAAUCUGUACAUACGUAAAGAAGCAUUCUAACGGCAUAGAGCAAGCGCCACCUAUUGUAAUUUUUAAGCACUUCUGCACAGCCUGUCAAACUCAGUUGUAAAAUGAGCAUGCGCAAACUUAUGAGGAAAUCUGCAUGCACAUUUUGACAACUGUGUAAUGACUGUAUACUACGUAAGUGAAGGAUUGAAAAAGUGGUAUUUUAGAAAUUUGGCAUAAAAUUUGAGAUCAAAUUUUACAGCAACCUCAUAUCGUGUUAUGCACCUAUAAGUUCUCGUUUGACUGUUUUUUUUUUAUAAAGAUUAUUGACUUUCGAAUAAUGUACAUUUGACAGUUGUCUGUCCCGACAACGUUUCCUAAUGUUGUGAUUUUGUUCUGUGACCAAGUCAAUAUAAAAAUGUAUUCGGGAUUCCGUUUACCAGAGGCACCGUUUGUUGAUCCUUCAGUAGGUGAUUCCUAGACCUAAUAUUUAGGUUAUUUGUUUUGAAAAACCAUAUGGUGCGUCUAAGGAUUAUACUCAAAACACUUGUUUCAUUGCAUCUGUGAACGCCUUUUAGUUACAUUGAAUAGUUGUUAUUAAUAAAGAACUUUUGUUUUA
Molecule: messenger RNA, 8859 nt
Organism: Acanthoscelides obtectus
Lineage: Eukaryota; Metazoa; Arthropoda; Insecta; Coleoptera; Chrysomelidae
Source: the annotation of a GenBank genome assembly